UUCAAGAGUCUAGUCCUAACGCAGCGGGUCAAAAUGAAAUUCUUCUUAUGCAGUUUGGUAUGUUCUUCAACACUGACUCUGGUGUCCAUUCAUGCUAUAGUUUAUCCAAGUAUGAUCGCUGCUCCAAAAAGGUUCAUAAACGUCUCUAUUGGUGAGACUGUGUCAUUUAGGUGGCACUACAAUUCAGGAGAUCUAAAGAAUGAUCUUUUCGAGGUUGUGUUUGGUAUUUGGAAGAGUCCUGGCUUCCUGAAAACAAAGUUGAUAGCUGUCAACUCGAGUGGUUUUGCCUCAACAAGGUCUUCAUACAAGUCAACGGUGGGUUGGGCAGGGAAUUUGACAUCCUCUAUUACAGUGUUUGAGCUUUACAAUUUAAAACUUGAAGAUAGCAAGAAGUAUGGAAUAGUGGUAGAAUACGGACUUCGGAAUACCCCGUUGACCGACUCGGUUCAGCUUCAAGUUGUGUCCAGACACACAGGUCCACCAAAAGCCACUACUACUACUCCACAACCGAUAAGUGUCACAACAGCCGUGAGAGCUACAAAUACAGGGUCUCCAGAUACGUCGAAAGAGGUUGGCGUUUCAUUGCCAAGAAAAUCUUCAGGAGAAUCCUCCUCUAAAUGGGCAGUGGCAUGUGGAAUCAUCUUAUUUGUUGCGAUAACACUCACAGUGGGCCUUUGCUUUCACCAUCAUAAAAAAAGCCCUAAACAUGGCGUAAAUAAUUGCAGCUGCAAGACACUUGCUAUGGACGACUCACCCUUAUUCAUUAAAAGCAACAAAAAUGAAUUCGGCGUUUGAUCCUGGGAGAUUCAUGCUAAGAAAAUUAAAAGGUCUAAACACUGUGUUACUGCUACGACAGCAUCAGUUAAAUGUUUAGUAUGGCACGGCAGCAGAUUCAAACGUAUUAAUUUCAAUCGAACCAAACUAAGCGCACUUGAGGUAAAUAUAAAACCCCCAAGCUGGUAGGUUUACUAAUUCUAAAUAUCCGGUUAGUCGUUCAAAACAUAAGUGUGUUGUAAGGGGAAGUUAGUCAAUGAUGUAAAUCAAUCCAAUAAUUUACAAUUGAUAAUAAAUGUAUCACGUUUCUGUCUUUCUA
Molecule: messenger RNA, 1093 nt
Organism: Pocillopora verrucosa
Lineage: Eukaryota; Metazoa; Cnidaria; Anthozoa; Scleractinia; Pocilloporidae
Source: RefSeq, a predicted model, not a curated record